Messenger RNA from Acanthosepion pharaonis, 1635 nucleotides. NCBI's taxonomy places the organism in Eukaryota, Metazoa, Mollusca, Cephalopoda, Sepiida, Sepiidae. The record is from the annotation of a GenBank genome assembly.
AUGAGAGCCACGCCUCUGGAUGAUUUGGCAGAAUCCGCCGACCUAGUUUUUGCACAAUUUGAGCAAGGCGUUAAAUCAGUUCACACCCCCGAUACAACGGAGCGCGAACGCUACGAGCGGAGUGAUACAGAACGGGCGUUGGCCGACCUGCAGAGAGAAAUACGAGAAAUCAAGAUCUCCCUGCGCCCACGGACAGGGAAACCGACCCCAUCUCGACAACAGCGGAGACGAACCCCCAACCGAGAACGGCGAAGCGACCAGGGCAUUUUCACAAGAGAGUGCAAUUCAUUUUAUAAGCAAAAAUCUUCACUGGAAUCUGAAAAUGAAACGAAAUCGAGCCUAUUAUAUCAAAGUUCAAAAGAUGUUUAUGAAACAAGAGAAGAGGAAAUUUCAAAUUCAAAAAGAAGAGGGUGCAAGCAAUCCUGCAAAGAUGUCACAUUCCACCAGUUCCUUGUAUUUACUUGUAUAUUCUUCAAUGUAUUUAUUUGUGUGGGACUUCCAUUUUCUCUUGGAGUGCUUUACCCAGAAUUCAAAGUUACCUUCAACAGCAGCAAUGCAGAAGCGGCUACCAUUGUAUCUGUGGCAACAGGGCUCAUCACCUGUGGAGGAAUUGUUGGUGGUCUUUUGGUGAAUAAAAUUGGUAGUCGGUAUACUAUUCUUCUUGGAGCACUUUUAUCUUUUAUUGGAACCUUUGCAAGUUUCUUUGCAAUGAAUGUAUGGUUUCUUGUUGUAGCACUUGGAGUUCUAAUGGGUCUUGGGAAUGCUAUUGUAUACAUUCCAUCAAUGGUUGUGAUCAGUGAACAAUUCCCAAACUCAAUGAUGGCUACAUUGAUAAUCACUGCUGCUCGACCUGCUGGUGUCAUCAUGUUACCCCUCCUGAUUAAUACUCUCCUAGAUGUUUAUUUCUGGAGAGGCACUGUACUUCUUACUAGUGCUUUUGUGCUGAACAUCUGUGUUAGUGGGCUUAUUGCAACACAUCAAAGCUCAAAGACCUCAUCUCCUGUUUCUUUACCAAGAAAGAAGAAAAUAUUUGAUGUUUCUAUCCUGAAAAUACCAAAAUUUAUCCUUAUAAUAAUCACUCACAGUAUAAUAAACAGCACAAUAAGUGCAGUGUUUGUGUUGCUUGUUGAUUUUGCCAUUGAAGUAGGAUACAGUAGAAAGAAAGCAGUUAUUGUUUAUACCAUUCAAGCUGUGUUUGCUAUGUUAGCCAGAGUAUUUGUUGGCAUUUUAUCCCUUCUGCCACAACGGAUCCGUCCCCCACACAUUGUUCUAUUUUUCUUGUCUGGAUUAUUUGGCAGUGUUAUUAUUCUUUUGAUGCCAUUAGCUGCUCAGAAUUACAAUACCUUAGUUGGCAUCAUCAUGUUCUGGGGCCUUUUUAUUGGCAUUCGUAAUGCUAUAAUUCCUGUGCUGUGUUUGGAGCUGGUUGGCAAGGAUCAUUAUCCAAUUGCUCUUGGAGUUUCUCAGACACUUAUUGGCAUUUUUACUAUUGUGGCAGGACCUAUUGCAGGGCUGAUCCGAGAUAUGACAGGGACAUAUGAAGUAACAUUCUUUACAGCAGGGUCUGUCAGUAUGGUGGCUGCUGUAGUCACAAAAAAAAUCAGAUGCAAACACUUAGCAGUUAUUAAAGGUUCAUAA